AUGACCGACGAGUAUCCCACUGAGACGGUCGACAUCGCGGUGUUUACUCCCAGCGCAGCCAGCGUCACCUCCCUCACUGCCGGAAAUUCGGGGCAAUGCGCUCAUCGGACCGGCUGUGAGUGGCUCGUUUGGGAGAAUAUGCCUGAGAGCCAUGUCAAAAAGGCGCUCGGCAUCGGUCUGCUCAUCUAUUACGCUGCGACGUUGAUACGGCACUGGCUCCAGUGUGUUGGACGAUUUGUAUACGGCAGCAACUACAUUUGGUAG
This is a messenger RNA of Colletotrichum destructivum, 264 nucleotides long. RefSeq lists its product as uncharacterized. The record is from RefSeq and is a predicted model, not a curated record. The transcript has a single exon. Bases 1 to 264 code for a protein of 87 amino acids. NCBI's taxonomy places the organism in Eukaryota, Fungi, Ascomycota, Sordariomycetes, Glomerellales, Glomerellaceae.